CUUUAGCGGACCAAUAUGCAAGCGCGCGUAUGUGCAAAUGUCUACGUGCACCAUGCAUCGGGUACAGUCAACUGGAUCUCCGCCUGUGGUUAUUCUGAGUUAAGGGAUGAAUCAGUGAACGGCAGGUGUUUGAUCAGUAAGCGGCAAAAGUGGUGUUUUACCUGCAGACCUGUCCUGGAUUAAGAUGACACAUGUGAAGCGGUUUCAAGGAAUCCCCAUGUCAAAGUCCAUGAGGGGUCUGUGCAAAGAGGAAGACUAUGUAUUUCUGGGAAUGUCAGGAAAGAUGUCAAAAGAAGUGGUGGAAGCAGCCGGGGCUUUUGAGGAUGACGGCAGUAUGAAAAAGGAGGAGCGGGUCCACCGGCAACUGGAGCGAGAACGGCAGGAAAAAGAGAGACUCAGGGAAAUAGAGGAGAGAAAGAAGGAAAAAGAGCAGCAGUGGCAGACUCACGUAGCAGAAGUGACGUCCAGCCAGGAGAAGAUUCUGCUGGAGCGACUGUCGAGGCUCAGAAGAUUCCGAGAGUUUCAGAGGAAGGUGCUGGUGGAGGAGUCGGGGAUGGAGGGCGGAGCAGCCAACGACGCGGUUGACCAACUGCUCACCAGGAUGUAAAGACACCAUUAUGAGAGCGAGUGACACAUGAUGAUAAAUGUCCCUUUUGUUCACACUUCAACGCGACUCAAUCAUUGCUAUGUCAACUGAGACAUGAAUACAGUCAGUGAGCUGUGGUACUUACAGAAUGAGGAACAUCGUCUUGUGGUGGCUGCCGUUUCCUUUGAAUGCUGAAAAACAAAAUGGAGAUAUAAGCUCAUGAAGACUGUGCAGCAAGUACAGCAAACAUUGGAUAAAUUAAUCUGCACAGCCAAAGUGGCUUCCACAUGCUUCCUCACUUCCACUGCAGGGCCUUUGCUCAUACCUGACUACACACUACAAGAGCUAGUUGCAGCGACAAUUAAUAGACACAAAAUUGUGUUUGUUUAUUGUCAAACUCGGCAUUCAAGUUUGACUACAUGUUUAUUGGCUUUCUCGCUGGGAGUUAAAUGAGCAGAUCGAUACCAUUCUCAAAUGUGUGCAUUAGUUAUGAGCCUAUAGAGCCAGAAGGUCAUUAGCUGAGCGGAACAUAACAUCUUAAAGCAGGUCUCCAUUCAUCAUCUAUAUGACUUAGCCUUCGAGGAUCACACUGGAGCUGGAGCUAAUCCCAGCUGAGGCUGAGUGCAUCGUUGACAGGACUAGCGCACACUCAGCGGCCACUUCUUUCUUGCAUAUUAUGUUCUUAUUAAUGUGUACGGUGUGCUGUACCACUGUACCACCAAGCUGGAAGCACUUACGUAGAAAUAUAUAAUACUUUGCCAAAUACAGGAGCUUCAAAAUGAGCUUUGGAGUGAGUCUAUGCUAAGCUAACAAAUCACCAUGUGGCUCCAGCAUUUCUGUUGUUAUAUGAAAAUUCUCAUCACACUUUCAGCAGGAAAAUUAACUCUUAGCAAGAAAGUAAAAGUAUCAUAAUUAUUUUAAAAAACUUGCCGCCUAACAUUUGCUAAGCUAAUUCAUUUCCAUGUGAUUCCAGUAUUUGUUUAUAUGAGAGCAGUAUCAAGAUCAAAGACUGUCGCUAAAUUAUUUUACAUGUUAAAAUUUGAUUAACAAAAAUGCAACAACUGCAGCGAUUUUAUACUGUUUAAUAUGUCCAUGCUGCUUAAUAAUGGUAUGUAGUGAUGCUGAAACCAAAAACAGCAGGAUUCUUAACCCUAAACCAAAAUAAGAUCACAGUGGUGCACAUUACACAGGAAAAACAAAACAAGACUGAACUUCAUAUUCACAUCCAAAAAUAACAAAUUUAAGGAAAACAAUGAAACAAAAGGUUAAAAUAAAAGAUCAUCUCAGCUGGAGACAAUAACACACAAUGAA
This is a messenger RNA of Solea senegalensis (Senegalese sole), 1897 nucleotides long. RefSeq lists its product as uncharacterized. The coding region runs from base 185 to 607 and encodes 140 amino acids. The record is from RefSeq and is a predicted model, not a curated record. Lineage: Eukaryota; Metazoa; Chordata; Actinopteri; Pleuronectiformes; Soleidae. The transcript is spliced from 7 exons.